Messenger RNA from Anopheles coustani, 1850 nucleotides. RefSeq lists its product as uncharacterized. Gene Ontology annotation, molecular function: metalloaminopeptidase activity. Lineage: Eukaryota; Metazoa; Arthropoda; Insecta; Diptera; Culicidae. The coding region runs from base 86 to 1567 and encodes 493 amino acids. Gene Ontology annotation, biological process: proteolysis. The transcript is spliced from 2 exons. The record is from RefSeq and is a predicted model, not a curated record.
AGUAAACAGCAUCUGACGGACAAGUCUAAUUUCUCACAUUUCUUGGUCGGAAAAGCGAAAAAGGACGAAAGUAAAAACGCGUAAAAUGGCGGCCGUCGAAACGAAACCAGACCCGGUUGAGGAAACUCCGGAUAGAAUUGAGGAUAACGAGGAUGCGGCCGACGACGUAGCGGACGAAAAUGUGCCCGAAGGAAAGAAGAAGAAAAAACGUAAUAGGAAGCCCAAAAAAACAGCGGUCGAGAUGGAAGAGGCAGAAGUUUUGCGCGAGGCCAUAGCUGAACGGCAAGCCGAAGAUAAGGCUAUUGCGGCGGAGAAGGCCAGCAAAGCAGCGGAAACUAAACCACCGGCAGAAGGUGCCAAUCAGGACGGUGAAGAAGAAGGCGAGGAUGACGAUGCUACUGCCGCCGGUGCCACCGGAGCAGGUGCGAAGAAAAAGAAAAAGAAGAAGAACAAGAAGAAGCCUGCUGGAGACAAACUGGUGGCUCCGUCGGUUCCGAUUUCCGAACAGUUCCCGGACGGAAAGUUCCCCGAGGGUCAAAUUAUGCAGUAUCCAGAUUCGACAACGGCAAAGGAUCGAUUCACGAACGAGGAAAAGCGUGCGCUGGAUCGGAUGCAUAUGGACAUAUACAACGAGCUGAGACAGGCCGCGGAGGCGCACAGACAAACGCGACAGUACAUGCAGAAAUGGAUAAAGCCUGGCAUGACGAUGAUCGAGAUUUGCGAGGAACUUGAAAAUACGGCCCGUCGUCUGAUUGGCGAGAAAGGUCUGGAGGCGGGACUGGCUUUCCCGACCGGAUGCUCGAGGAAUCAUUGCGCGGCACACUAUACGCCCAACGCGGGCGAUCCGACGGUGCUGCUGUACGACGAUGUGACCAAGAUCGAUUUCGGAACGCACAUCAAGGGUCGUAUCAUCGACUGCGCGUUCACGCUGUCGUUCAACCCAAAGUACGAUAAGCUGCUACAGGCGGUCAAGGAGGCAACGGAGGCGGGAAUCCGCGAGGCCGGUAUCGACGUGAGGCUGUGCGACAUCGGAGCUGCCAUCCAGGAGGUAAUGGAAUCGUACGAGGUCGAACUGGACGGAAAAACGUAUCAGGUGAAGAGUAUUCGCAACCUGAACGGCCACUCGAUCAGCCCGUACCGGAUCCAUGCUGGCAAGACGGUACCGAUUGUAAAGGGCGGCGAGACGACGCGCAUGGAGGAGAACGAGUUCUACGCCAUUGAAACAUUCGGCUCGACCGGUCGUGGUCUAGUGCACGACGAUAUGGAUACCUCUCAUUACAUGAAGAACUUUGACGCCCCGAUUGUGCCUCUCCGACUGCAGUCGUCGAAACAGCUGCUCGGCACCAUCUCACGCAAUUUCGGCACGCUCGCGUUCUGCAAGCGCUGGUUGGACCGGGCCGGCGCGACCAAGUAUCAGAUGGCGCUGAAGGAUCUCUGCGACAAGGGCAUCGUGGAAGCGUAUCCGCCGCUGUGCGACGUCAAGGGUAGCUACACGGCUCAGUACGAACACACGAUCAUGCUGCGUCCGACGUGCAAGGAAGUUGUGUCCCGUGGAGACGACUACUGAGAGGAGAGCGAGCGUUCUUUGGCUUGUGCUAGCAAGGCACUGAGGCAGGCCAUCCCAGUCAAGGGAGAAAAAAAGAUACACCAUACUUCGAGUGGGAAAAUAAGCCACAGAAGGGAAGCUUUUGCUCCGACUAACUGUAAGUUCUUGUCGCGAACUAAACUAACGCGUGCCCAUUAACCCCCCCCAUACAUACGGUCUGUGUUUAUUUUGGAUCAUGCUUUGUUGGUCAAUGGACAUCACCAUCUGUUGUAAUAAAGGCAAAAGAGUCAGUUUGCUAUUUGAA